AUGGAAGAUUCGCUCUGGUGGCACGGUCCCCCCUACCUUCGGCAAAAUUCGGAUACUUGGCCGGAGAACUGCAUCAAACUAACACCACUACAUCAAGAAGCUCGGAAAACCGAAUCCAAACAGGUCGUUUCAGUCGUAGUCGCUCACCAUGAUACGAUUGAUCUCAUCGAACAGCAUUCAUCGCUCUCCCAUCUGCAACGCAAAGUCGCAUGGCUGCGGCGGUUUGCUAAUAACUGCCGCACUAAACCACCUGAAAGGCGCAAUUUUGGUCCACUUUCGCAUAUGGAACUGGAACACGCGCUGAUGGAGCUCGUCAGGCAAACGCAGCAGGUCUAUUUUUCGGCGGAAAUCGAAUUCCUCAAGAAGUACAAGGGGACUAUCCGCAAAGCUUUUUCGUUCAAAUCUCCUCUAAAAACUCUCUGCCCGUUCUUAGAUUCGAACGGGUUGCUGCGAAUUACUGGUCGGCUGCAGCAUCUCGAUAUUCCGUACGAUACCAAACACCCAUUGGUAUUGCCCCAAAAGGCCCACCUAACAACGCUCAUCGUGAGAGCAACGCACCUCCGAAUGUUACAUGCUGGACCACAACUUCUCUUGUCGACGUUGCGCCAGCGCUACUGGCCAGUGCGAGGCCGCGAUCUUGCCAAAAAAGCUGUUCGGGAGUGCAUUACCUGCUUUCGCUGCCGUCCCAGAAAUGUCUCUCAAAUCAUGGGACCAUUACCUGCAGUGCGAGUUACGCCGUCACGCGCGUUCACCCACUGUGGCGUCGAUUAUUGUGGGCCGUUUUCGGUUUCGAUUCCGAAUCGUCGCGGGCCGUCGGUCAAGAUACACGUCGCGAUUUUCGUAUGUAUGUCGUCGAAAGCGGUACACAUCGACAUGGUGUACAACCUCACGUCCGACGCGUUCGUGAACGCAUUAAAGCGCCUCGUCGGUCGUCGCGGUCGUGUCUCCGAUAUAUACUGCGACAACGCACGAACUUUCGUCGGAGCAAAUUGUAUGCUCGAAGAGAAUCGGAAGCAAUUCGACGCGAUGCACCGAUCGCGUGAACUGCACUCGUUUUGUGCGGAAGCUGGAAUUACCUUCCACUUUAAUCCAGCCCAUUCACCCCACUGCGGCGGCCUCUGGGAGGCUUCCGUCAAGACCUUCAAGUACCACCUCUACCGUGUCAUGAAGGAUACGGUGCUCAACACGGAUGACUUCAACACCCUGAUCAUUCAGAUCGAGGGGAUAAUGAACUCUCGCCCACUAUGUCCGAUGUCGUCGGACCCCGGAGACGUCGUUGCCUUGACGCCAGGGCACUUGCUCGUGGGAGAACCACUUUGCUCUCUCCCCGAGCCCGAUUUAUGCAAUACUCCCAUUAAUCGUCUCAAUUCAUUCCAGAAAAUGCAACGAAGCCUCCAGCAUUUCUGGAAAGCUUGGUCGCGAGAUUACGUGGCUCAAUUACAGGACCGCAAGAAGUGGCCAACUGUCCAUCCGGACAUCGAGGUAGGAACGUUGGUGCUCCUCAGAGAUGAUAACGCACCUCCGAUGCGCUGGAAUCUCGGUCGGAUCGAAGAGGUAUUCCCCGGAAAGGAUGGACACGUUCGUGUAGUUCAGGUUCGAACUGCACACGGGAGCUACCGACGAGCAAUCACCGAAGUGUGUCCACUUCCCAUCGAGGAUCCCUCCUCCCAGCAACCUACCACCCACUGA
Molecule: messenger RNA, 1689 nt
Organism: Aedes albopictus (Asian tiger mosquito)
Lineage: Eukaryota; Metazoa; Arthropoda; Insecta; Diptera; Culicidae
Exons: 1
Coding region: 1-1689 (562 amino acids)
Biological process (GO): DNA integration
Molecular function (GO): nucleic acid binding
Source: RefSeq, a predicted model, not a curated record